AUGAGUAGAAACAAUGCUUCGGAAAGGACUCCAAUACUUGGAGGAGGAUCAAGUGAACAUCAAUCCAACACCAAUAACAAUUACCACGAUAUUCACAUGGUCGCUGUGUUUUCACGUCCUGGUCCAUCUAUGGAAAAUAAUUAUUUGGCAACACCACAAAAUUCUAAAAUAUAUUUUCAUGGUGAUGCUGCUCUCAGACCACAAUUACAGAAAACAACAGAAAAUCUGAGGUCUACUUGUUUUAAAGUUGUGGAAAAACAGAGAACUGAUCUCAAUCAAUUUAAUGAUUCAUCUCUUGCUAGUUCAAUUUUUAAAACAACAUUUCAAAUUGCCACUCAACAGAUUCAUGUUUUGGAACAUCAUUUCAAUGGAAGAUUUUAUUUCUAUGUUUGCAUUGCAGAGGAGAGUACUCAUUUGAGAAUUUGUUUUGGAUUAUUGGAUAGAGUGAAAAAUGAAUUUAUUAAAUUAUUGCAAAGUAUAAAUUAUGAAAUUUUCAAAUCAAAUAAUCAAAGAUUACACGAAGAUUUUUACAAAAAGGUGGAAAAAUUACUUGGUCAACAAUUGGAUUAUUGUACACGAGUGGAAAAUGAUAAAAUUGUGCUGAUUCAAUCUCAAAUUGAAGAUGUUAAGAAAAUCAUGGUUUCCAACAUUGAUAAGAUUAUUGUAAAUAUGGAAUCUACUAGAGACCUAUCUCAGAAAACUACUGAUUUGAACAGUGACUCUCAGACAUUUGUUUAUCAAGCAAAAAGCACCAAGAAUCGAAUGAUGUGUAGAGUAGUGACCGUUAUUUCAAUUAUUGCUUGUAUUCUGAUAUCAAUUUUAAUAUUCAUCAUUCUAAUGAUUAAAUAUGCCUAA
Naegleria gruberi is the source of this 855-nucleotide messenger RNA. RefSeq lists its product as uncharacterized. The coding region runs from base 1 to 855 and encodes 284 amino acids. Gene Ontology annotation, cellular component: membrane. The record is from RefSeq and is a predicted model, not a curated record. Gene Ontology annotation, biological process: vesicle-mediated transport. Lineage: Eukaryota; Heterolobosea; Eutetramitea; Acrasida; Naegleriidae. The transcript is spliced from 2 exons.